Messenger RNA from Varanus komodoensis (Komodo dragon), 6228 nucleotides. RefSeq names its product chromodomain helicase DNA binding protein 5 (gene CHD5). Gene Ontology annotation, molecular function: ATP-dependent chromatin remodeler activity; ATP binding; histone binding. The record is from RefSeq and is a predicted model, not a curated record. Gene Ontology annotation, cellular component: chromatin; nucleus; NuRD complex. The transcript is spliced from 41 exons. Bases 1 to 6228 code for a protein of 2075 amino acids. NCBI's taxonomy places the organism in Eukaryota, Metazoa, Chordata, Lepidosauria, Squamata, Varanidae. Gene Ontology annotation, biological process: negative regulation of transcription by RNA polymerase II; chromatin remodeling.
AUGUCGAAAGAAGAAGAGGAUGGAGUACUGGAAGGCCUGGAGGAGUUCUGCACCGAAGAGCAGAUGGGCACCCAGAAGAAGAAGAAGCCAAAGAAGCUGAAGGAGAACAAGACUUCCAAAGCCAAGCGGAAGAAGAAAGAGGGGAGCCACAACGAAGAUCUCUCUGAGAACGAGGAGGAGCUGGGAGAAAAAUCAGAGAGCGAGGGCAGUGACUAUUCCCCGAACAAGAAGAAGAAGAAGAAACUGAAAGAGAAGAAGGAGAAAAAGGCCAAACGGAAAAAGAAGGAUGAGGAAGCGGUGGAGAAUGAUGAUGGAGGCUUGAAGGAGCCCAAGAGCUCAGCACAGCUGAUGGAGGAGUGGGGCCUGGAUGACGUGGACUACGCUUUCUCGGAGGAGGACUACCACAUGCUGACCAACUACAAGGCUUUCAGCCAGUUUCUCAGGCCGCUGGUCGCCAAGAGGAACCCCAAAAUCCCCAUGUCCAAGAUGAUGACUGUCCUCGGGGCCAAGUGGCGAGAGUUCAGCGGCAACAACCCAUUCAAAGGCAGCUCGGCAGCCGCCGCCGCCGCCGCUGUGGCUGCAGCCGUGGAAACUGUGUCCGUGGUCCCGGUGCCGCACCCGGGCAGCCCUGCGCAAGAGCCGCCACCGGCACCGGUCGUCAGAAAGGCCAAGAUGAAAGAGGGGAAAGGUCCUGGCGCACGGAAGAAAAUCAAGAACGCCAAAGAGAGCAAGAAAAAGGGGAAAGGGAAGAAGGCCACGGCCCUGAAAUUCCGCUUCGGGGGGAUCGCCAGCAAGAGGAAAAAGGGCUCCUCCAGUGAGGACGAUGAUCGGGGUGACUCUGACCCGGACAGCGCCAGCAUCAACAGCUGCUCCAUGCGCUCCGAUGCCUCUCCCGCUGCGGGCAGGCGGGGAAAGAAGAGGAAGAAGAAGAGGCCAGCUGCAGAAGGCGAUGGCUACGAGACGGACCACCAGGACUACUGCGAAGUGUGCCAGCAGGGCGGGGAGAUCAUUCUCUGUGACACGUGUCCCCGCGCCUACCAUCUCGUGUGCCUGGACCCGGAGCUUGAGAAGGCGCCCGAGGGCAGGUGGAGCUGCCCGCACUGUGAGAAGGAGGGCAUCCAGUGGGAGCCGAAGGACGAGGAGGACGAGGAUGAAGAGAUGGGAGAGGAGGAGGACGACCACAUGGAGUUCUGCCGCACCUGCAAGGAUGGCGGGGAGCUCCUUUGCUGUGACACCUGUCCGUCGUCCUACCACCUGCACUGCCUGAACCCGCCACUGCCGGAAAUCCCGAAUGGGGAAUGGCUGUGCCCCCGCUGCACAUGCCCACCGCUGCAAGGCAAAGUGCAGCGGAUCCUCCACUGGGUCUGGACGGAGCCCCCGGCCCCUCUCACGGCUGCCGUGCCCCCCGUGGGUCCCGAGCUGGCGGCCCCGGCAGCCAAGCCCCUGGAAGGGGUCCCUGAGCGGAGGUUCUUUGUCAAGUGGGCGGGCCUCUCGUACUGGCACUGCUCCUGGGUCAAAGAGCUGCAGCUCGAGCUCUACCACACGGUGAUGUACCGCAACUACCAGCGGAAGAACGACAUGGAUGAUCCCCCGGCCUUUGACUACGGUUCCGGUGAGGAGGAUGGCAAGAGUGAGAAGAGGAAGAACAAGGACCCCCACUAUGCCCGGAUGGAGGAGAAGUACUAUCGGUAUGGAAUCAAGCCCGAGUGGAUGAUGGUGCAGCGGAUACUCAACCAUAGCUUUGACAAGAAGGGAGAGGUGCAUUACCUCAUCAAGUGGAAGGACCUGCCGUACGACCAGUGCUCCUGGGAGGGAGACAACACCGACAUUCCGUACUAUGAGAACUUCAAGCAGCUUUACUGGAAUCACCGGGAGAUGAUGCUGGGGGAAGAGAGCGGCCAGCUCACCAGGCCCCGGGGCAAGAAGGGGGAGAAGCUGGAUGGAGACAGACUGGAGAGGCCUCCUGAGACGCCCCUCGUGGACCCCACUGUAAAAUUCGACAAGCAGCCCUGGUACAUCGAUGCCACUGGUGGAACGCUGCACCCGUACCAGCUGGAGGGACUGAACUGGCUGCGUUUUUCCUGGGCGCAGGGAACGGACACGAUCCUUGCCGACGAAAUGGGGCUUGGCAAGACAGUCCAGACCAUCGUGUUUCUCUACUCGCUUUACAAGGAGGGCCACUCCAAAGGGCCGUACCUGGUCAGCGCCCCGCUUUCCACCAUCAUCAACUGGGAACGGGAGUUCGAGAUGUGGGCGCCAGGCUUCUACGUGGUCACGUACACCGGGGACAAGGAGAGCCGCUCGGUGAUCCGCGAUAACGAGUUCUCCUUCGAGGACCACGCCAUCCGGAGUGGGAGGAAAGUGUUCCGCAUGAGGAAAGAAGUCCAGAUCAAGUUCCAUGUGCUGCUUACGUCCUAUGAGCUGAUCACGAUCGAUCAGGCCGUCCUGGGAUCCAUUGAGUGGGCCUGCUUGGUGGUCGACGAAGCCCACCGCCUGAAAAACAACCAGUCCAAAUUCUUCAGGGUGCUCAACAGCUACCAAAUCGACUACAAGCUCCUCCUGACGGGGACACCACUCCAGAACAACCUAGAGGAGCUCUUCCACCUGCUCAACUUCCUCACGCCGGAGAGGUUCAACAACCUGGAAGGGUUCCUGGAGGAGUUUGCUGACAUCUCCAAGGAAGACCAGAUUAAGAAGCUGCAUGACCUUCUGGGACCUCACAUGCUCCGGAGGCUGAAAGCCGAUGUGUUCAAGAACAUGCCGGCCAAGACAGAGCUGAUUGUGCGGGUGGAGCUGAGCCAGAUGCAGAAGAAGUACUACAAAUUAAUCCUGACAAAGAACUUUGAGGCUCUGAACUCCAAAGGGGGAGGCAAUCAGGUGUCCCUGCUCAAUAUCAUGAUGGAUCUGAAGAAGUGCUGCAACCAUCCAUACCUUUUCCCUGUGGCAGCUGUGGAAGCCCCGGUGUUGCCAAACGGCUCCUAUGACGGCAGCUCACUCGUGAAGUCGUCAGGAAAGCUGCUGCUGCUGCAGAAGAUGCUGAAGAAGCUGCGUGACGGGGGCCACCGGGUCCUCAUUUUUUCUCAGAUGACAAAAAUGCUUGACUUGCUGGAGGAUUUCUUGGAAUAUGAAGGCUACAAGUAUGAGCGUAUUGAUGGUGGGAUCACGGGGGGACUGAGGCAGGAGGCCAUCGACAGGUUUAACGCUCCCGGGGCACAGCAGUUCUGCUUCCUGCUCUCUACCCGAGCCGGCGGUUUGGGCAUAAAUCUUGCAACAGCCGACACGGUCAUAAUUUACGAUUCUGACUGGAAUCCCCACAAUGAUAUCCAGGCCUUCAGCAGAGCCCACCGGAUCGGGCAGAACAAGAAGGUGAUGAUCUACCGCUUCGUGACGAGGGCCUCCGUCGAGGAGCGCAUCACCCAGGUGGCCAAGAGGAAAAUGAUGCUGACGCACCUGGUGGUGCGCCCGGGCCUGGGCUCCAAGUCCGGCUCCAUGACCAAGCAAGAGCUGGAUGACAUCCUGAAGUUUGGGACGGAGGAGCUGUUCAAGGAUGACGUGGAGGGCAUGGUCUCCCAGGCCCAGCGGAUCGGUGUGCCAGAGGCCGUGGCCCCUUUCGCUGAGGCCCUGGCCUCCAGAGGAGGGGCUGCAGCACCCGGCGUGAAGAAGAAGCAUGGCGGCCCGCCCCCAGGUGACAGCAAAGAUGUCGAGGACAGCAGCGUGAUCCACUACGACGAUGCGGCCAUCUCCAAGCUCCUGGACCGCAGCCAGGACGCCACCGAGGACGCAGAGCUGCAGAACAUGAACGAGUAUCUGAGCUCUUUCAAAGUGGCCCAGUAUGUUGUGAGAGAAGAGGACGGUGUGGAGGAGGUGGAGCGUGAGAUCAUCAAGCAGGAGGAGAACGUGGACCCUGAUUACUGGGAGAAGCUGCUGAGGCACCACUACGAGCAGCAGCAGGAGGACCUGGCCCGCAACCUGGGGAAGGGCAAGCGUGUCCGCAAGCAGGUCAACUACAACGAUGCCUCACAGGAGGACCAAGAGUGGCAGGACGAGCUGUCGGACAACCAGUCCGAAUACUCCAUCGGCUCUGAAGAUGAGGAUGAGGACUUUGAGGAAAGGCCGGAAGGACAGAGUGGCCGGAGGCAGUCUCGGAGGCAGCUGAAGAGCGACAGGGACAAACCUCUCCCGCCGCUUCUGGCACGGGUGGGCGGGAACAUCGAGGUGUUGGGUUUUAACGCUCGGCAGCGGAAGGCCUUCUUGAACGCCAUCAUGCGCUGGGGGAUGCCCCCUCAGGAUGCCUUCAACUCCCACUGGCUCGUGCGGGAUCUCCGCGGCAAGAGCGAGAAGGAGGUCAGAGCUUACGUGUCCCUGUUCAUGAGGCAUCUGUGUGAGCCCGGGGCAGAUGGUGCAGAGACCUUUGCCGACGGCGUCCCCCGGGAGGGGCUGUCCCGCCAACAUGUGCUGACACGCAUCGGGGUGAUGUCUCUGGUGAGGAAGAAGGUUCAAGAAUUCGAGCUGAUCAACGGGAAGUGCAGCACCCCUGAGCUCGGCACGGCGGGCGGCACGAAGUGCAGCAGGGCUCCCUCCUCAGACCCGAGCACGCCUGUCCCGGCCAGCCCGGCUCACGGGCAGGGCCCCCCCACAGCGCAGCAAGACAAAGCAGACCCACCACCCUCGGGGGCGGCCGAGGAGAAGGAGCAAGGGGAGCAGAGGGCCAAGAAGCCCCGGGAAAACCAGUCAGGCGGCGUAUGCAGAGCAAGGAGUUGCCAGAGAGGGGAGGUGCCUCCGGUGCGCCUCCGGAUUGCCUUCUCCCCUGCGAGCAGUGCAGCAAGGGAGGUGCAGGGUCUCCAGGGGCCUGCAAUGAAGAAGGGUGUCCGUCGCAUUCAGGUGCUGCUGAGUGGGGAGAAGACCAGGAGCAGCGACAAGGAUGAGCUGCUUGAGAGCCCAGAGAAAGCCGGAGAGGAGGCCACAGACGAGGUCGAGAAGGCCAACCCUCACAAGGAGCAGCUGGCUAAAGGUGAAGCCUCCCAGGAGAACGAGGCACCUGUGGAAAGCUCGCCCUCGGAUACUGGCCCCUGCACCGGAGGUGGCAAAGAGCCCAGGCCAGGGGGGCAGCAAAGUGGUGUCCCCGGCGCUCCCCGCGGCCAGACCCUCGCCAGCUGGGGCAGGAUCAGGGCAGCGCCUCCCAGGAGGAGCCGGUCCAGUCCCCCUGCCCUGCAGACCCCGCCCCCCAACCAGCUGUUCCCGGUGCUUUUUCCCGCAGAAGACACCAGGGCAGAAGAAAUGGAGCCAGCGGAAGUUCAACAGAAUGGUGAAAAAGAGGACGAGGAGGAUGGGAAAAAGGAUGACAGGACCAGCGUCCGGUUUAUGUUCAAUAUUGCAGAUGGGGGUUUCACAGAGUUGCACACACUGUGGCAGAAUGAGGAGAAGGCAGCCAUCUCCUCCGGGAAGAUUUACGAUAUCUGGCAUCGGAGGCACGAUUAUUGGCUCCUGGCGGGGAUUGUCACUCAUGGCUACGCCCGCUGGCAAGAUAUCCAGAAUGAUGCUCAUUAUUCCAUCCUGAAUGAGCCCUUCAAGUCGGAGAUCCACAAGGGGAACUAUCUGGAGAUGAAGAACAAGUUCCUGGCUCGGCGAUUCAAGUUGCUGGAGCAGGCCUUGGUGAUCGAGGAGCAGCUGCGCAGGGCCGCCUACCUCAACAUGACCCAGGACCCCGGCCACCCGGCCAUGGCCUUGAAUGCCCGCCUGGCCGAAGUGGAGUGCCUUGCAGAAAGCCACCAGCAUCUCUCCAAAGAAUCUCUCGCUGGGAACAAGCCUGCCAACGCCGUCCUUCAUAAAGUCCUCAACCAGCUGGAGGAGCUGCUAAGCGACAUGAAGGCCGACGUGACCCGGUUGCCCUCAAUGCUGUCUCGAGUCCCACCUGUUGCUGCCCGCCUGCAGAUGUCCGAGAGGAACAUCCUGAGCCGCCUGACCAACCGGGGGAGUGAGCCAGCUGUCCAGCAGGCCCCCUUUGGCUCCUCCCAGAUCUACAGCAACAACUUCGGGCCAACUUUCUGCAGUGCUGGGGCAGGUGGGAUCGUCAACUACAGCCAGAUGCCCCUCGGACCUUACGUGACAGCGACACCCAGUGGGUCACCCCCGAGCCACCCCGAUAUGAAAGGACCUGAGUCCUUGAAGGUUGGCACAUCCUUCGACAGCAAAGGACAGCAACAUGAUAUCAUCUGCAUCGAAGAUUAG